GCAGGCAGAUCUCUGAGUUCAAGGCCAGCCUGAUCUACAGAGUGAGUUCCAGGAUGUCCAGGGUUGUCUCGAAAAAACAGCAAAAACCCAAAUACAAACAAAGAAAAAGCCCAUGGUAAGAUUCAGUAGUCAUACCUGUUGGGAUUUGAGGAAUGUAAAAACACACAACCUAGGAUGCUCUGAGGAGCAGCAGUAGCUGUUUAGUGAAAAGUUGAUUGACUUUGGAAUCAGUAGACCUAUAUUUAAUUGCUGCCCACCUUCUGUACAUAGGGCUGGACAGAUCACUCCUUCCUUCUAGUCUUAGGAUUCUCACUUGUGAAAUUGAGAUAAUUUUCCACUUGUUCAUCAAGAUGGAAAGUUCAGAUUCUAACGACAAAGGAAAUGACCAAUCUGCAGCACAGCGCAGAAGUCAGAUGGACCGAUUAGACCGGGAAGAAGCUUUCUACCAAUUUGUCAAUAAUCUGAGUGAAGAAGACUAUAGACUCAUGAGGGACAACAACUUGCUAGGCACUCCAGGUGAAAGUACUGAGGAGGAGUUACUCAGAAGACUACAACAAAUUAAAGAAGGCCCACCACCGCAGAGCUCAGAUGAAAAUCGAGGUGGAGACACUUCAGAUGACAUGUCCAACGGUGAUUCUAUAAUAGAUUGGCUUAACUCUGUCAGACAGACUGGAAAUACAACACGAAGUGGUCAGAGAGGAAAUCAGUCCUGGAGAGCAGUGAGCCGGACUAAUCCAAACAGUGGUGAUUUCAGAUUCAGUUUAGAGAUAAAUGUUAACCGUAAUAAUGGAAGCCAAACUCUAGAUAAUGAAAAUGAGCCAUCUGCUAGACGUCUUAGUGUAGAAAGCAUGGAAACCAGCAGCCAAAGGGAAGUGGAAAGUCCUGCAUCUGAAUCGACAUCAGCCAGACCAUCAAGGGCAGAACGAAAUUCAUCUGAAGCCGUAAUUGAAGUGCCAUCCACCAGAGGCCAGAGGAGGGCAAGAAGCCGCAGCCCGGAACACCGGAGAACAAGAGCAAGAUCUGAAAGAAGUAGGUCACCUCUGCAUCCAACAAGUGAACUUCCACGAAGAAACCAGCAUAGUAUCUCAUCUCAGACUUUUGAGCACCCUUUGGUAAGUGAGCCCGAAGGGAGUUCUAGAACCCGCCACCACGUGACCUUGAGACAGCAGAUAACCGGAUCUGAGUUACUAGGGAGAGGUCUUUUUGCAGCUGCUGGGUCAAGAAAUGCCACUCAAGGAACAAGUUCUUCAGAUGCAGGAAGCAAUGGUGAAUCCACAGGAUCUGGUCAGAGACCUCCAACCAUAGUCCUUGAUCUUCAAGUGAGAAGAGUUCGUCCUGGAGAAUACCGGCAGAGAGAUAGUAUAGCUAGCAGAACUCGGUCAAGGUCUCAGACUCCAAACAACACAGUCACUUAUGAGAGUGAGCGUGGAGGGUUUAGACGCACCUUCUCACGUUCUGAACGUGCAGGCGUGAGAACCUACGUCAGUACUAUCAGGAUUCCCAUUCGUAGAAUCUUAAAUACUGGACUAAGCGAAACGACAUCUGUUGCAAUUCAAACUAUGUUAAGGCAGAUAAUGACAGGUUUUGGUGAGCUAAGCUACUUUAUGUACAGUGACAGUGAUUCAGAGCCUAGUGCCUCAGUGCCCACUCGAAAUAUGGAGAGAGUAGAAUCGCGGAAUGGAAGAGGGAGCUCUGGUGGUGCUAACACCUCUGGUACCACUUCGAGCCCUAGCCCUAGUUCAAGUGGUGAAAGUUCAGAAAGUAGCUCAGAGAUGUUUGAAGGUGGUAAUGAAGGAGGUUCAUCUGGCCCAGCAGGUGCCAGGAGAGAUGGUCGACAUAGGGCCCCAGUGGCAUUUGAUGAAAGUGGCUCCCUGCCAUUCCUUAGCCUGGCCCAGUUUUUUCUCUUGAAUGAAGAUGAUGAGGACCAACCGAGAGGACUCACCAAAGAACAAAUCGAUAACUUGGCAAUGAGAAGUUUUGGUGAAAACGAUGCAUUGAAGACCUGUAGUGUUUGCAUUACAGAAUAUACAGAAGGCAACAAACUUCGUAAACUACCUUGUUCCCAUGAGUACCACGUCCAUUGCAUUGACCGCUGGUUAUCAGAGAAUUCCACCUGUCCCAUUUGCCGCAGGGCAGUUUUAUCUUCUGGGAACAGAGAAAGUGUUGUGUGAUGAAAACAAGACUCUCAGCCAUAUAGCUGAAAUUGUGAUGGGCAAACAGAAAUCACUUGGCUUUAUCUCCACUUUUUUUUGAGUGGUGCUUAAUACGUAGUUACAGCCUGAAGUGAGUCAUUGCUUUCCGGUAGAGCCAUUCUUUUCUCUAGUUUCUCUUUCAGGAUGGAAAGACUUUUAAAAACAACGUUCUAGGACUUAACUGUUUGAUUUCGGUACCUGAUGAAGUGCUAACCUGUUACUGAUACUUUACCCAUGUACGCGUGUCAGCUUUUUCUUUGUUAUCCUAAGGUCUGCCUUAGCAGUGGCUCCUUUCUAGCUCAUGUUGACCUCUUUUUAAAGUUUCCCAGGCCAUCAGAGACCCACUCAAGACUAAGUCCCAUUACGCCUUUUGUAAGUGAUUACUUAAAACUAUGCCAUUCCCAGUCAUUGACACAAACUCACUCACAUUCUGACCAUUGCUUGUUCACCUUCCAGAGUGGGUGAUGACGGACGUAUCAGUGUAAAUAACACUAAGCAGUUAGGAUCUUCUAAGCGUAUUAACUGUCCUAAGCCCAUCACUGUGGCACACAUUAGAGUGAAACUUAUAGUUUAAUUGAAAUAUUUAUCUUGUGGAAAUAUUAAAAAGCCUAUGCUUGUGUAAGUGAAAAAAA
Messenger RNA from Acomys russatus (golden spiny mouse), 2824 nucleotides. It is a transcript of the gene Rlim, whose product is annotated as ring finger protein, LIM domain interacting. The transcript is spliced from 4 exons. Bases 351 to 2171 code for a protein of 606 amino acids. NCBI's taxonomy places the organism in Eukaryota, Metazoa, Chordata, Mammalia, Rodentia, Muridae. Gene Ontology annotation, molecular function: ubiquitin protein ligase activity. The record is from RefSeq and is a predicted model, not a curated record. Gene Ontology annotation, cellular component: nucleoplasm; cytoplasm. Gene Ontology annotation, biological process: random inactivation of X chromosome; protein ubiquitination; ubiquitin-dependent protein catabolic process.